Molecule: messenger RNA, 3435 nt
Organism: Symbiodinium sp. CCMP2592
Lineage: Eukaryota; Dinophyceae; Suessiales; Symbiodiniaceae
Source: the annotation of a GenBank genome assembly
AUGGGCGCAAUCAUCGAGCAACUUGGGUAUAAACUGGUUUGGUCAGCCGGUAGUUGCAAGCUGUAUCCUCCCGAUGGUAAGUCGUUGAGGCUUAGGGUCAAAAAUGGUUGCCCGGAAUUGGUAGAGAGCCAGGCCCUUACGCUGAUAUCACGGUUGGAGGAACACAAAAUGCAACAGGUUGAGGAGCUCAGGCGAAGAACGGAUGAGGGGAAGGAUCGCAUCAGACAGGCGAAAAUCGCGAUGCAGCGCACAUGGUGGGAUCAUUUGGUGGAGCAUGUUAGCUCGUCAGCGCCAGCAGCGGGCCACAUGGCAGUAUCCACGGCGCCAUUCUUUCAGGAUGUGCCCGAUCGUGCAUUGUCAGGCCUACUCCCAUCGGAAGAUGUGGACUCCAAGACUUUGUGGAAAGCUCUUGAAGAAGGUAUGCCAAACCUCAACCGGCGAAGGAGGAAGGCACUUCAUCGAGCAUCCAAUUGGGUUGUUCACUUGUUUGCGGGCCCUGGCUCGCACAAGGCUUUCAAACGAUUGGAGUCGCAGGAUACAGUUGUUGUUGAGCUUGACAUUUGCCGCUCAAGGAGCCAAGAUCUUUACCAUGAUCCGCUUUGGACGCUUCUUGCUAAGGUUGCAAAGUUGGGACGAGUUGCGGCGGUCAUUGGAGGUCCACCAACCCGCACUUGGUCCAUGUCAGGGCACCGCGCCGAUGGACCACAUCCACUCCGCUCGCCCACUGAACCGUUUGGCCUGAGCACUCUCACCUCUGACGAGCUGUGGGCGCCGGGGUUUGUGCAAGCCAUCGUGUACGCGCUCCAACGUUGGCCCUGUUACCGCAUCAUGAAAUUCACCCAAGCGGAUUGGGAACAGCAUGUUGCGAACAAUCACGUGCCGUACCGCCGUGAUUGUGCAGUUUGCGUGCACGGUGCCGGAAACGGCCGCCGCCACCACGGUGUAGUUCACCCGGAUGUGUAUUGCAUGUCAGCCGACAUUGCGGGGCCCAUCCGUGUGAAGGGCAAAGACCCAGAAAGCCGCAACCACCGACCAGCCACGUUCAAGUACUUCCUCGCUGUGUCGUACCGCUUCCCACGGCUCAAAGGAGUGAAGGAGGAGUCAGACCCCAGCCAAACCGAGGGGUUUGAUGAUGCAGCACUCCUCCCGGGAGGGACGGAUGACCUUGCAGAUGAGGCCUUUCCCGCAGCAGAAGGCCCCCCGCACGAGGAUUACGAGGACUCCCUGUACGAGCCAAGUUUAGCGGAAGAAGAGGAGGAGGCGGAAGGUGAAGGAGUUGAAGGGCCUAGGGAGUUUGCAGCCAAAGUUGCCGAGGAGCAUCCCUGGGAGUCAGCCAGGUGUGAACUCGAAACACCGCCUGACAUGGCGAGGCUGGUGUUUGCAUUUGUAGGAGACUCGCUUGAGGAGGAGCACACACCACCUCCACGCAGGGUUCGCGGCAAGCGGUCUGCUGGUGUGAGACUUGACGACGUCUUUGCACUUGACCCGCCGCCUCCCUUGCCGCCGCCAGCAGAAGCUCCACACCCGGAAGGGCCUGUGUCACCGGUUGAGGAGGAGUCUGCCCGUGUAGCGCGCUUGAGUCUGCAAGACCUCGAAGGUUUAGCUACGGAGCUUAUCGAGGACGACUGGGACCUUGAUGAAGCGUUGUGGGUGUUAGCCGAAGUGUGCAGAGCAGCGCCCCAGCUGCAACACAAAGCUGGGUUGUACCGUCACGGAGGUGUCGUAGGAGUUUUAGGGGGUACCACAGAUAAGCCUUGGCUGACAGAGCUUAUGAAUAUGGUGCUUUCCGCAGUUGCACCCACAGCUGAGUACACCUCGCUUUGGUUGUCUAAUUCCACUGUUCAACCCGUGCACGCCGACCACCACAACCUGCAGGGAUCCACAAAUGUAGUCCUCCCUUUGAAGCUCCCGCCUAACGGAGGGGAUUUGUGGAUAGAACUCAAGCCUGGUGACCUAGUCAGUGGCCCUGUAGAGGAGCGGGUAGACGGCAAAGGUAGGCGCUGGUUAGGGACAACUCACAAGUUAGAGCGCGGUAAGCCCUUCUUCCUAGACCCUACUCGCCGCCAUGCCACCACUCCCUGGAAGGGUGAGAGAGCACGUCGGUUACCGCUGACUGAGCAGCAAGACGUGAGACGUCUAGACGCGUUUGACUGCUUCGAAGAAGAGCCCCUUCAGGAGACAAAGGCACGUCACCCUGACGGGAAGACUUCUGAGUUAGCGCCUGGGACUGUGCUUAAAGGCGGAGGUUGGAAAGAAACCCAAGCCGUAGAAGCAGGUACUGUAGAGCUGGAGGUGUCGUGGAACCUGAAACACUCGCCGGACCAAAGGCGAACCCAGUCUGAGCACGCCCUGCUGGCUUGCCAACCAGACACCGAGACACAGGUUGAGGAGGAGGAGGAGGGCUUAAGCGAAGACUCCUUGCCGGAACAACCAGUGCUGUGGGAGUUGUGGGUUCCACACCCGCAGACAGGUGAGCAGCUGUGUGUUCUCAGGUCUGACGACUCGGACGCGAGUGAAGCUUGUGCCCUUUGCAAGUCUGAGCCGGUUUACACUACCAACGUAGAGCUGUUGCUUGACGGGUUGCAAGAACCACUGCAGGUAGUCCACACUGUAGACCCUCGGGAUGCAGAGCAAUGCAUCGAGAAGUGGAUGCCGUCCAUUCACAAGGAGAUCGGUGUCAUUGAGAAGGCUGUGCGGCGACUGCCCCCUGCAGAGGUCCGUUCCGGAGGUUGGCUAAAGCGCAAGGAAGUGAAGGUGGUUCCGUCUAAGUUUGUGUUCACAGUCAAGCCACCAGACCCUGCUGAAGCCUCCCUCGCUACCCGGAAGGGUCAGGCUUACCACAAGCGCAAGGCUCGCCUGGUUGCUUGUGGCAACCACGCCCCAGGCACGGGGUCCGAAGCCUACAGUGAAACUCAAGCUGUGGGCACUGGGACCGUGGCGCAGCAAGACCUGCAGCUGAGUGCCUUCGCUGUCCUGCUCGCCUUCUUUCAGGUCGUAGGUGCUGCCAGCCAGACAACGGACGAGGAAGAAGACUUGUCUCUCCCCGUGUCGCUUGAUGCAGAUUUGAUGUUGGCAGUAUCCAUCAUCUGCAUUGGUAUCUGCUUCAUUGCAGUGUGGGAGUUCUUCAAGUGGUGCCUUCAAGGCAUCAUCUCCCGCCGAGAGGCAGGGACACCCGUGUUGUCUCUGAGCCCCCGCAAGGCGCGCAAGUUACAGCGCCUUCGAGAUCAAACUGCGCAGGCCAUCCAGGCCGAGAUCUCUGCACGUGAGGAGGCAGCAAGCUCGCAGUCUGUGGAGCACCAACGCGUUACUUUGCAACACCCGAAGGGUUUGUUGAGUUUCAAGUGUGCCAGCAGUGCCACGGGAGCGCUGCAGACCACACCCAGCACAGCACAGGGUAGGAACUACUCCACCCUAACGGGUUGGAUCUCUCAGUGA